Messenger RNA from Apis laboriosa (Himalayan honeybee), 895 nucleotides. RefSeq lists its product as uncharacterized. The record is from RefSeq and is a predicted model, not a curated record. The transcript is spliced from 2 exons. NCBI's taxonomy places the organism in Eukaryota, Metazoa, Arthropoda, Insecta, Hymenoptera, Apidae. Bases 50 to 760 code for a protein of 236 amino acids.
UGAUAUAUUUUAUCUUGUGUAUGUGCGUGUAUGUUUGUAAACAAGAUAUAUGGAGAGAAUAACACAUUUAUGGAAUGUGAAUCAAUUUAUUACAAAAUUAAAUUGUUCACAAAGUAGAAAUUUGCAAACGUUUUAUAUAGAAAAAUGUAAAAGAUUUAGUCAUGGAAUACAUUUGUCAUCUCAAAAUUUUGGUCCCUCGGUAAUGUGUAUAUAUUGUGGAUCACUUUGGAAUACAAUGAAUUAUACUAUUCGAAUAUCACGAGGUAAACCACUUUCAAAAUCCAUUAAAAAAAUUAUACAUUCUAUGAAUAAUAGUGAAAAAAGAAUAUCCAAAGUUCAGAGAACUUUAGUGAAAAAAUGUUUAAAAAAUAAAAUGAAUAAAUUAAUACUUAAAUGUUCAGUUUGUUUAAAAAAUACUAAAAUAUCUCUUAAUAAACCUCAAAAAGAAAAAAUACAAAAAAUUACUUUAGAAAAUAUUCAAAGUUCAAAAAAGAAGAAAAAGAAGAGAAUCAAGGAUAAGACUGCUGGUUUAAAUAUUUCUGGAAUUUCAAGCUUAGAUGUUACAAAAGAUGUUGCAAAAGAUGUUACAAAAGAAUUAAAAGAAAAAAACAAAGAAAAAAUGGAAAGCAUUAAAAAUUUGACCACACCAAAUCAAAAGUUAAAAAAAUUAAAUAUAAAAAAAUUAAAAGAUAUUAUGAAUGAACAUGCAACAUCUCGAAAAAGGAGAAGUUUACAUAGUUUUUUAACAGAACUUUGUUGAAAAUAAUUUAUUGUUAAAGUAUCUUAUAAAAUGUUCUAUAAACACAAAAUCUUUUAUUACAUAAAAAAACAUUUAUCACGCUCCAUUUAUAUAUAUAUAUAUAUAUAUAUAUAUAUAUAUAUAUAUAUAAAGAAA